CCUUCGAUUUCUCUCCCAAACUUUCAUCCAUUACCCCCAAAUUCAUAUUCAACAUCGAAAUGGAGUCCACCGCUAAAGCUACCACCAACCAGCCCCAGGCUGCCAUCCAAAUGAGCGUUGUGAGCCCUGCUCCUGUCAACAACAGUCAGAACCACCAGGAGCACCACGCUAAGCGUCUCCGUGGAGGAGGAGCUGCCAAAGACUGCUUCCUUGGUGCACUCGAGUGUUUCCUGUGCUUCGAAUGCUGCAAGGACUGCUGCGAAUGCUGGGCAGAUAUUAUUUGCUGCCCUUGCGAGAUGUGCUGUUAAAUGCCCUCCCGCGUUUGAAGUCUGCUCAUAGCAUGUAUCUUUCCUUUCACAACCAUGACUUUUGUAACGUCGCCUCUUCGAUUAACAUUGUACUGCGAUGAACCAGUUGUUGUAGAGAUCAGAUAGGCUUGGCAUAUUAUGUACCUUUGAUGUUCUUGAUACACCUGACAAGCGCACUACUAUUUUCGGCCCCUCGGGGUUCACGGCAAUUAAGUUUCGUUUCGACAGUCACUACAUGACAAACGUUCGAACUUCGAAGUGCUAGAUAUAUGAUACAAGGACUCCCCUUCGGUCGGCUCUACGACAAUGUACUGUGUUUACAGUAGCAGUCACAUUGACACGAAUAUCUCGCAUUUCUGCAG
Molecule: messenger RNA, 670 nt
Organism: Suillus subaureus
Lineage: Eukaryota; Fungi; Basidiomycota; Agaricomycetes; Boletales; Suillaceae
Exons: 6
Coding region: 60-308 (82 amino acids)
Source: RefSeq, a predicted model, not a curated record